This is a messenger RNA of Pelobates cultripes (western spadefoot toad), 9889 nucleotides long. Lineage: Eukaryota; Metazoa; Chordata; Amphibia; Anura; Pelobatidae. The record is from the annotation of a GenBank genome assembly.
AUGUUUCUCCGUAGAGCUGUGAUCGCCGCCGGGGGUUCUGCUGUCGCUCUUUUUGCCGCCGUGUCUGUGGGGAAAAGCGGGGAUGACUACUUUCUGGCAUGGCCGCCUGCUGUCAGCGAGCGCUGGGAAAGUAACUGGGAUCUGUAAGUCGGCGACCGACAGCAUCCCACUGCAUGUCAUCCCACUGCAUGUCGUCCCACUGCAUGUCAUCCCAUUUGUUUUAUAAUGUGACAGUUGUGAUAUGUGGGUCUUACGAAGCCUCAAGUUCUAGUUACGUUUCUUUGCAAGCCCUCUUCCUGGCACAGACUGAAAUCAGCUCUGUGGUCAGGAGCCUCUGUGGUGGGUGACUGCAAUGUGCUGCAUUACAGUUCAUUGAGUAAUUAUUUAUAAAAUGUCUAACCAGGGAGGGUACACUGAGAUUUCUCUCUGAGUAUAGAAGAGUAAGGACUGUUGGCUGAGGAGCUACCAAGAGCACCUACUGGCUGAUGGAGGUGUUCGUGCAACUAUUGUACUCAAAUUGGCUGUUUUUUGCGAACUGUGGUAACUGCCUUUUUUUUUUUAAAGUGAUGUAUGUUUGUGUAUAUAUUUCUGUUCCAUAGUCGAGAGCCAAACUCUCUGAUUAACUUGAAUCACCUGAAGGAAAAGCCUGAGGAAUUGAAACACCAGCUCGAUCGACACAAAGCAAAGGCUACUCGCCACAUCUUUCUGGUCAGACAUGCACAGUACAAUGAAGAUGGAGCUACAGACUCAGAAAAAAUUCUCACAGAAGAGGGUAUGUAUGACUUGUCUUUGUAAGAGACACCUCCCCUCUCUCCCAUAAAAGCCUCAGGAUUUAUAACAAACUACAUACAUGCCCCACUAACAAUCAAUUCCUGUGACUGCCACACUGAAAUAAGACUGGGGUUAUUGUGGUACAGCUUGUAAUUAACUAAGUUUAGUCUCUUCUCUCCUGUAGGACGGAAGCAGGCAGAACACACCGGUAAGCGCCUGGCGUCUCUACAUCAUACCUUCACCUACAUUAUUUAUUCUUCGAUGGCCAGAACCAAAGAAACUUUUGAAAUCAUCAAAAGAAAACUACCAGGUAACUUUUUUUUAUUUAUUUUUUUAUGUAGGUCUUGUGGAAGUAGACAAAAAUAUUACCAGGUUCAAUAAAAAGCGUUUAAUUGACCAUUACAAUACACAGAGAUAUCUCAUGGAGAUUGGCAAGAAGCAAUCUAACAUCAUGUUACAAUUCCUCAUAUUUUAUACAUAUGACCCGGAACCGGCCUUUCGUUUAGCUUGAAUCAGAACUCCAAAUAUGGUCUUAUUUCCUAUUGGCUAAAUUCUAGCAUAACUGACAAAUUUAAGGUUCAAAAGUUUAAGCAUCCCAUGAUCUUUCUAACAGAUGACUUGACCACAGUCAUGCGUCUUACUUCGCUAAAAUAUCGCUUGUCUAUGAUAAAAGUUAACACAUAUAAGUCUGACUUCCUCUUUCACAACUUAAGCACACAUUUCACCUUUCCCCCCCUGGCAACAUCUGACAAGACACGCUUUCAAAAUAACCUUUCCUUUUGCAAUCCAAAAAACAGUCCAGACAUCCAUUAAUAAAUUGUAGCAAUAAAACAUAGUUUCUUCUUAUUUCUUAGAGUAAAUAUUCUUCUUUGAUUAUAUUUUAAGAUGAUGAAUAAACAGCAAAAUGGCUGACAGCAUGUCAGUAGCAGGUUACAUAUGUUCACAGUCCUCCCUUUGGUGCUAGGACUUUCACCACAAAAAGCUCCGUGCAACACUUCCAUGUUUAGCGAAGGUCAUUCAGUGAGCUAGUGAUUUUAAACAGCACUUGCAGGACUUUCCAAAUAGAUGCGCACACGAUCAAUAUCUUCACGAGAAAGCAUGUCUGUAUUCCAAGUCGGUAUGAGUUGUGACCAGAUAGGAGACAUUUCAACAUUCGAAAUUGUGCCAGGGGGAGAUGAAGGUGAACAGCUCUUGAGGGUCAAUCGGCAUGAACACUUUAGGACAUUCACUGCAACAUAUAUAAACACAAGCAUCAAUACUACUAAAAUAACUCCAAAGAGAAUACGUUUUCCCAUUGUUCCCAACCAAUUAGUUAAACCAAAACUCCAGUCAAAACCCCAAUUUAAACCUCCCGAAGAAGUAUCGUGAACUUCUCUAAGUUUAAUUUGUACUUCAUGCAAUCUAUCUACAUCUGUAUGAAUCUGACCAGUAACAUUAUCUAUCUUUAAACGACAUCUUGUUUUUAUUAGUGCACAAACACCACCUUCGGAGGCCAACAAAUAAUCUAGGGCAAACCUAUUUUGCAUAAUCAUAGCUGAAGCUUGUUCCUGUUCUGCAGACAAUUUUUGAAUAGCAUCUCCUGUAUUAUUAAAGGCUUCAUCUAGUAUAUCUCCUAACAAGUUUAAUUUGUACAUUAAUUCAAUAACCCCCCAUGUAGGUACAAAACCUGCAAAUAGCCUAUCUUCUUCACCAGAUUUUACAGUUCUUUCGGUUUUAUCUUUUUUGGAACUAAUAACCUUUCUUUUAUUCCUCACCCUUCCUUCAGGCAAAUUUUCAUGAAGGGUUAACGCUGGGAUAAUAUUACCUACAUAACAAGUUUCCACCCAAUUACAUGGAAGUCUUUUUACCGCCCAACUACCACAUAAAUAGUAUACCCCAAAUGGAAGAUGGAUAUCAAUAACAUGAGAAUCUGAGCAGUCAAAAAUAGGUUGAUUAAUAUAGGGCAGUAGCAUAAAAAGAUUGGAAGUUUGAGUAUUAAAGUAGGCCCAUCUCAAAAUAGUGACAUUUAAAUGUUCAUUCUGGUCAUAAUUAUUAUCCAUGAUUUCUACCUCAGAAGUCAAAUUUACCCAUACAUGAUUAGUAAUCACCGGGAUUCUAUCCUUGAUGGGACAUUUUGUCAAAAUAUCUUCUAAUAAGGGUUUCCAACAAAAAGCUUUCAAUCUACCAGUACAAGGGGCAGAAUUAGUUUCAGACCCACAUAGAUUAUAAAGGACAUUGUUUUCAAAAAUAACAAUAGCAUUGCUUAUAGGCUUAACAAUCUUGGCAGGACUUUUCUGAUCCCUGUUAGAAAUUACUACUGCUCUGCUAGUAAUGGGAUAUGUUAAAUGAACCUUAGCAGGUUCGCCAGAUUUGGAUAAUUCAUUCUGAAUAAAUCCAACAAACCCCGUUUUAUUUGCUCUUAUUUUCUCACAAAGAGAUUCCAUAGACCAUGGCACCCCCACAAAAGGAUAACCAUAGUUCAUGGAAUGCGGAGCAAACCCACAAACCCAACAAUGAUUACUUUUGUUUGAUAAUUUAUACAAUUCAGUAGCUGUUUUAACGAAAUGAUUAUCUAUCUCCCAAGAAGAAAAAUACUUGGCUCCCUGGCCCAAGCUACACGUGUAUUAAAGAAAAAAGAGGAGCUAACGUAGUGUAGAGGAUGAAAAUUUUUAAAAAUGUCAUAAUGACCAUCAUUAAGGACAAUAUAAGUUUAACCAGUUUGAGAUUCAUGAAGAAAAACAGUAGAGUUGACUUUGGAUUAGAAAGAUACUCCCCUUAUAAAGUACCCCUUUUUAGAAGGGAAAACGGCUUCCUUAGUCCUCUAUUCUUCUUCCAGUGAAAAAAUCUUUUCCAGCGCUUGUCAGUUUACAAUGGGAAAUGUGGAUCCAAGAUUUAACCCCUGCGACUUUAACAGCUGAAUUAGUGGUUAAUAACACUUGACAAGGUCCUUUCCACCUUGGUUGCAACGCGUGCUUUCGUGAAUGGUCUUUUAUCAUAACAUAAUCUCCAGGAGCGAUGGCAUGCAAAGGUUGGUAUUCACUUGUUCGCUGUACAGCUUUUACCUGCAUAUAGAGAGACUAAUCGUUUUGUUAGCUACAUGCAAUACGUCAUUACUAAAUCAUCAUUUAUCUCAUGAGAAUAACAUUUUAUAGGUACCCCUCCUGUGAACAUUGGUCUUCCCAUUAGAAUUUCAUGAGGGGAUAACCCUGCUUUCAAACUAGAGAGAAUCUCAUAGACAUUAAGGCAAGAGGAAGUGCAUUAAGCCACUUUAACUUUCUCUGCUGCAAUUUUUGCAAUUUUGUUUUUCAAUGUUCCAUUGGCCCUUUCUACUGCUCCUUCUGACUGAGGAUGAUGAGAGCAAUGUAAAUGAUAAGGGAUUUGCUAAAUUUUUGCUAUCUGUUGCACUACUUUUCCUAUAAAAUGUGUUCCCUGAUCUGAGUAAAUGUGCCGAGGCAAUCCAUACCUGGGUAUAAAUUCUUGUAACAAUUUCUUAGACACUGUAGACAAUAUCCGCAUGGCAACAAGGUUAAGCCUCAACCAAACCUGAGAAUGUAUCUAAUAUUACUAGCACAUACCGGUACUGCAUUACCUUUGGUAAUUCAAUGAAAUCCAUUUGUAAAUUUACAAAUGGACCUCAUGAACAGGGAGGAUGAUUUAGGUCUCUGACCUGCAUUGUAUUGUAAACAAAUAACACAUGAAGAACACACCAGUGCCAAUACAGAUUCUAGGCCCAGCCUUGACCAUUCAGAAUUAAACAAUGAUGGCAAUGCUGGUCUUCCACUAAAUAUACACUCUCCCCACCAAAAUCACUUACUUCUUCUUCCCUCAGUAUCACAUACAAUUAAUUUACUUUCAAAUGUACCAUAGGUUUUGGACCUUGGGUCACAGGUACACUAACAAUACAUAUUCAGACCCCAAUCUUCCUCUACAUCUAGUCUGUCUUUUUCUUCUAAUUGCUUUCUUGUCCCCUUUACCUCCUUGCAAUCUGUUGCUAUAUGACCAUAUCCAUCACAAUUGAAACAUUUGAUGUGCAUAAUAUCUAACAGGAAUUUGUUCAGCUUGUAGCAUUAUGUGCUCAGCCUUUGCAUUUUCCUUGAUUUGAAUAGCUUGUCAAAUUUCUGAUGCAUCCAAAGCAUUUACUAAGGUAUUCACUAUGAACGGCUUAAUUGAUUCAACCGUGAUAUCUUCAAAACUUCCAAAAACCUUAAUUGCUUCCCCAUAUUCAUAGUGGUUUUCUCCUUUCUUUUGCACUAUGCUAUGUAUAGUCAAUAGGCUGGGUAAAAACAGUUUUUACUUUAAUGCUGAGGAAUGCAUACCAAUUCUUAAGGACAACAUCACUCCUCUCAUCAGGGCAAUUUUCCCAUAUGUGUGCAACUGCUUGUCCCCCCACCCAUGCAGGCCAUGAGAAAGGUGACUCAUUAUAUCCUGCCACCCAUUUAGUAUGUUCUGCAGGGGUUAAUACUGUCUCCAUUAACUCAUUAAGAUCUUAUGUUGUGGGGAAAUAGCUGGCACACAUUAUUUUUAAAUGUUUUACAAACCCAUUUGGAUCUAGAGGGGGCAGGAAAUGAUACCUAUAAAAAUGCUAUGUCUUGUGGGCUCCACGGUUGACAAAUCCUCCGUGGUCUCCCAUCAUUAUCCAUCUGUCCCACUUCUCUAAUAGGUAAAAUCAUAGCCUCACUCCCAUCACUCCCAUCACUCUCAGGCAACACAUUGCUACAUCCUGAUAAACCUGUAGUUACCACAGCAUGAUCAGCAAAUCUUUUAGGCAGUCUAAUAUCCCUCUCAGGUCUACCACCUCAAUGCAACAUGGCUGAGGCACCAGCUAAAUUUUGGGGUACAAGCUGUGGUGCAUCAUUCAUCUGCUGAGGGGAAGUGACCCAAAGAGGGAUUCAUAAUCUCAUGAUUAAUCAAAAAAUCCUCAUCAUUAUAAGGCGGAGGAUUUUUAACAUUUCUUUUUAAAUUGUACAGUGAGGGAUACAAACAGGCAACACCAGUACCCUCUCCUUUACGUGCCCCUCCUGUUGCACCAGACUGGGGGGAACAUUCUUGCUUUUUCUUUUCAAUUUCCUCAUGCCAUAACAUAUAUGCAGACCAUUCCAGUUUUGAAAGACUUUUUUCAUUUAACAACAUUGUUCUUAAACUUAACAACACCCAAGGGUCUAAUGACCCCACCACUGGCCAUGGAUUUAUAUUAUUCUUAGUUAACUUUGCCCAUUUCUUUGAAUACAUAAUAUUUGAAGGGCCAUAUUUCUGUUUCAUUAAAUAAACUGGGGAAUCACUGGGUAUACUAUCCCCAUGAUCAAGCUGCUUGCCAUGAUUCAACCUCAUUUCUGUUACUUGUACUUUUAAACACCAAAUGUAUACACUCACUGUAUCACCUUUUGAGAGAUCGAAAGGUCACAAUUUUCAGUCUGUAUACUGACUGACAACUGGAGUUUACACAAAAAUCUCUUCUCAAAUGAUGUCACAGUUUAUCAAAAUUUAAACCAUAUACACACAGUUAUACAAUUUUAACACAAUACAUCUUACUCAAGUGCUAUGUUUAACCUAUGAGUUUAAACAGUUAAUACAAGACAACUUAACUUCACCUUGCUACGUUUAGACUGGGUGAAAUUAAGACAAUAAAACAAAAUAAUCUAAUCUCGCUUUGCUACGUUUAGACUUGGGAGAUUAGAUUCAUAUGGCUAGCCAAUUAAUACAAGACAACUUAAUUUCACCUUGCUACGUUUAGACUGGGUGAAAUUAAGACACUAAAACAAAAUAAUCUAAUCUCACUUUGCUACGUUUAGACUUGGGAGAUUAGAUUCAUGUGGCUAACCUCAACAUUUAGCCACAAUCACAUGACAGGGAUACAUCAUAUCAAAGAGACUCUCACCAACAGAGCUACGUUUAGACUUCUGAAGGCCCACCAAACCCCUAUUGGGUCUGCGAAGUUUAGUCACUUAAGUCUUCCUAGGGGACUACCUGUCAGUGCUACCACUGAUUCUAGAAUCACUCAGACAUAGACACUAAUACUGCAGUAUAUUUUACAACAUAGACAUAAAUAGUAACGUUACAAAUGGUCAAUAAAAGGCUAAGAAAUCAGGUCACACAGACUAGCAUUUACCUGCACCGUUCUUUGUUUCAUGGACACUCAAAAAUUACACUAAUGCCAUGUUUUAUAAAUGGUAUGGCUUACCUUUUAUAUGACCGGUCUGUUUGAGUGCCCACGAAAUGGUUGGCAGGUGCAGGUGUUCCGCUGGUGUCUGUGGUAUUCUGAUCCCGGACAAAGAGCCCCCAACUGUGGAAGUAGACAAAAAUAUUACCAGGUUCAAUAAAAAGCGUUUAAUUGACCAUUACAAUACACAGAUAUCUCAUGGAGAUUGGCAAGAAGCAAUCUAACAUCAUGUUACAAUUCCUCAUAUUUUAUACAUAUGACCCGGAACUGGCCUUUCGUUUAGCUUGAAUCAGAACUCCAAAUAUGGUCUUAUUUCCUAUUGGCUAAAUUCUAGCAUAACUGACAAAUUUAAGGUUCAAAAGUUUAAGCAUCCCAUGAUCUUUCUAACAGAUGACUUGACCAGUCAUGCGUCUUACUUCGCUAAAAUAUCGCUUGUCUAUGAUAAAAGUUAACACAUAUAAGUCUGACUUCCUCUUUCACAACUUAAGCACACAUUUCACCUUUCCCCCCCUGGCAACAUCUGACAAGACACGCUUUCAAAAUAACCUUUCCUUUUGCAAUCCAAAAAACAGUCCAGACAUCCAUUAAUAAAUUGUAGCAAUAAAACAUAGUUUCUUCUUAUUUCUUAGAGUAAAUAUUCUUCUUUGAUUAUAUUUUAAGAUGAUGAAUAAACAGCAAAAUGGCUGACAGCAUGUCAGUAGCAGGUUACAUAUGUUCACAGUCUAAAAAUAAAGCUUACACUAGAACUUCUAUCUACUACCAAAAAAUGAUAUGCAGUGUCAGUCCAUAACUCAGAGGUACUAAAUUAAAAUGCCAAGCUUCAGGUAGAUUUUUCAUAUCCUCGAAUGGAAACCCAUUUAUGAUGGGGAAUUGUCUAAUAAAUACAAGGAAUUCUGAAUAACUCCAGUUUAAUACCUUCAUAAAGAUCCUUGUCACAUGUAUGGACAAUUGAUCCUUCAAGUGAAUCUUUAAAGGGAUAUGUAUGCACCAAAACUUGCACAGCCUUCCUAAACCCUUCCUUUAAAGAGAUGUUUAAACUUCAAUUAUUGCAAAUUCUGUUAAGUUUAAAACUGAUCUGUUUAAUAGCCCAUUAUAGCAUGCAGGAGAGAACCUAAAGUUAACACUCUUCUCAUGUACGCGUCACAGCAAAUGGAGGGGUUUGUUUUCUGCCUCAAACAUAAGUGAAUUAACUCAUUAAUGACAAAAUUCGAGCUUAUGACUGCAGGGGCAUAAUCCAUAAACUGCUUCAUUAAGCUAAAGUUAUCUUUGUGCUUAGAGCAUCACUUAAGAUCAUGCUGGGUGGUAGAAUAAGUCAACAGCACCUAAUAGAAAUACUGCCCCAGUAUUUCUAAACCGUCUUUUCAGUGCAUUCUACAGCCUCUUGUAACCCUCUACCUGCUCCAUACAAGUAGACUUCAUGGCCCUGGUGCUAAUAGGGAGGAUACAAAGGGGGUUCCCCCAUAGAUAUGAGAUGGCAGGCUUGUGUUUUGUUUUUUUUUGUUUUUUUUUUUGCAUUCUUUAUUUGUAUGUAGUAAGGUCAAAUUGUAUCAAGAGACACGUUUAUAACAAGUUACGCAAGGCCCCUAAACCUUAUGUCCAACAAUAUUUUUAGGGUUUCGUUCCUAAGUUCCCCCCCCUCCCCCAAUCCCCACCAGUCUUGAUCAGGCCUCAUGUCUCCGUUUGGCAGGCUUGAUUUUUGUGGGGGUUGUUCACUCUGUAAUAGAGAUGUAUUGACGAUCCUCUUUUCUGUUGCAUCUCUAAAAACUAAAGCCAUGAAUCUCCACAGAUAUAGAAAACUCUGGAUGUGACUUGCUUCGUGAAGGAUACCCAAUCAAGCCAGUCCCACUAUCUUCUCACUGGAAAGCAGAUUAUAAGGUAUAUAAUCAUUGAGUAGACCUAGAGUUAACUAUAUAAUUUAUUUUUAAUUUUUGUCUUUAGUUUUUUAAAGAUGGGCCACGCCUCGAGGCUGCAUUUAGGAAGUAUAUAUGUCGCGCAGAUCCAAAGCAGGCAAAAGAUAGCUAUGAGAUCAUAGUCUGCCAUGAAAAUGUCAUCCGCUACAUUGUAUGCAGGUAAUAUACCCUUUGACCUCCAAUACAACAAGAAUCAUGUGUCAGUUAAUUGGUCCUCCCAGGUUCAGCACACUGAAUGCUGCAGAAUUUUUUUGGGGGGAAUGUUCGGAUUAUUUGACAGUGUAUACACCAGACUUCCAAAUGAUGCGAAUGUGGAAGUAGAAAUCUCUGAAGAGGGGCCAGACUACAGGCAUAAGCAAUAAAUGCUACCCGUUUAAUGGGGCUUAGAAUCUCCUGAAACCAUAACCACUAUGGUACUUGUGGUGUAAGUUGUGUAUAUUGACAACUGUUAAGCCAGUACAGCAGCAACUCUGGAAUUGUUAUAAAACAUUCUAUGAUGCAUUGUGAUACUGGCUAAAAGAAGGGAAACAAAACUUCAAUGUAACAUACUGGUAUACCUUGGCAUGUUGACCGUGCAAGCUAGCUUUUCCUUAAAACUUGAAGGGAUGCUGCAGGCACCCAGACCAAUUAAACUCACUAAGGUCUUGGUGCCUUGUGCAUUAAACCUGCUGUAGUAAUAUUGCAGUUUCUGAGAAACUGCAAUCAUUACCUGAGGAUUAACUCCUCCAGUGGCUGUCUACCAGACAGCCACUAAAGGGCUUCCACUGGCUGUUCUCAUAUUCUGAAUAAUUCUUCCCUGUGUAGAAUAUGCAUGCUAUAAACUGUCUAGGUUAAGUAAAAUCAUCUAGGAUACAACCAGCAUUAUCUAGCUUUUAUUGCAGUAUAUGUGAAAUUGUGCUAAUUUGUAAUUUUUGUGUUCAGGGCAUUACAACUACCACCCGAAGCAUGGAAAAGGAUGUCUCUUCAUCAUGGUAGCAUUAGCAAGCUAGUCAUCUAUCCAGAUGGGGAGGUGUUACUGGAGAUGCUUGGUGAUGUUGGUUUUUUGCCAGUGGACAAACUUGAAGAGGUUUGA